Carassius auratus (goldfish) is the source of this 1841-nucleotide messenger RNA. RefSeq names its product nudix (nucleoside diphosphate linked moiety X)-type motif 22 (gene nudt22). The coding region runs from base 256 to 1257 and encodes 333 amino acids. Lineage: Eukaryota; Metazoa; Chordata; Actinopteri; Cypriniformes; Cyprinidae. The record is from RefSeq and is a predicted model, not a curated record. The transcript is spliced from 6 exons. Gene Ontology annotation, molecular function: GDP-mannose hydrolase activity.
UUUGUUUAGUAGCUGUAAACAACCGAAUAAGUAACAGUGUCAAGCGUGCAUUUACAUGUAGCGUUUCUUAUAAAUUUAACGGCAUCUUUCAGUUUAACUAACUUCGCUGUUUUUCUUUUUGUUGUUGACAGUUUGUAAGGCUAAUUUAACAGUUUUAAUAAUAGGUGUACACUGUUCUAAAAUCAUAUCUAGGUAGUUAUUAAGAAGACGCCGAUGCUGAAAGUCCACGUUGGAGAGGUUUGAAAGGGUUUUGUCAUGGAUCCCGAGGUGUCUUUCAUGCUGUGCUGUGAUCCAUUACAGGCUCUUGGAGAACAUCAGAUUCACGUAGAAAUUUCAGACAGGUUCAAUCGACAGAGUUUUCCUGAAAUCGAGCAGCACAUUGAAGCUGUAUGGAGUGACCGCGUGGCCAAACAACCGUGGCUCUUCAAUGGAGCUAAAUUCAGAUUGCAUUCAGCAGUGCUCUCCGUCAUGGAGAAAGGACCGAUGGCAGAACAGCCCGUCCAAAACCUAACACACUCACAACAACGUGGUGAAGGAGACCAAUUAGAAAGUGCUGAUCAAUCCUCAGACAGAUUGGUCAAAGAGGAGCAAUCUUGUGUGCUCACUUUACAGUUAGGCCUGACCUGUUAUAAAGACUAUCUCGGGACUAACUGGUCACGAGAGGCAGGGAGGCUGCAGAGUCAUGGACAGAACGAAUGCGCAGAUCCACAGGCCUUCCUCGCUCAGCCGCUGGGGGUCGGUGCUGUCGUGGCCACGGCUGAUGGAGACAUCGUCCUGCUGAGGAGAAGUCAGAAAGUGGCAGAGGCUGCAGGCCUGUUAGAUAUACCUGGAGGUCAUCCUGAGCCAAAGAUGUUGUGUCCAGGGGUCAGCGAGGAGGCCAUAUGUGCUGAGCUCCUGCAGGACAAGGAGAGAGCCGUUGUUUCAGAGAUCUUCUCCUCGGUGUGUGCAGAGAUCAGUGAUGAGGUGAACGUUCCCAUCAGUUCUCUGAGCAGACCGGUGUUUAUGGGAAUUGCGCUGAACCACACUAGUGCAGGACGACCCAGUGCAGAGUUUUAUGUCCGAUGCACUUUGACAACAGAGGAAGUGAGAGACUUAUAUAGAAGCGGAGGUCUAGAGGCCCAUGAGUCCACUGAAAUACUGUUUCUGAGUCGAGCGAAAGUGUUCCAGUUAGACGAGCGCUCCCUCAUGUGGUCAGAGAUGUGUCCUUCGGCGAAGGGUGCAGUGCUGCUGUAUCAGAGGGUGAUGCCCGAUUGCUGAAUUUAAUCAGAUACUCAAACACCUCUGAAUAAUUGCACAAGAAGGUCAUGUAAACAUGAGUCAUUGCACCAUUUAAAGAAACAGUUCACUGGCAUAUGAAUGAACAUUUGAUGAAAAUGUGCUCACUCUUGGAUCAUCCAAGAUAUAGAUAGGUGAGUUUCUCCAUCAGAUUUGUAGAAAUCUACCAUUGCAUCAAUCUCUCAGCAGUGAAUGGGUGCCGUCAGAAUGAGAGCUGAUAAAAACAUCACAGUAAUCUACACCACUCCAGACAAUCAGUAAACAUCUGGAGAAGACAAAAGCAGUGCGUUUGUUAGAAACAGAUCCAUUAUUAAGGCACUAAAUUAUGAGACCAUUAUCCAUAAUAAUGCUUACUUCAGUGAAAAAGUUAAUCUUCUGUUGUCUCUCACAUCAAAAUCCACACACAUAUUCAUUUUGGUUUGUAAAUAGUGUUUGAUCUGAGCAGAUUUCUCUCCUGAUUCAGACCAGACGGAUUAUUUGUUUCUUACAAACAUGUAUCUUUUGGCUUUUAAAGAUGUUAACUGAUGGACUGGAGUGCUGUGGAUUAUUGUGAUGUUUUUAUCAGC